Seminavis robusta is the source of this 1677-nucleotide messenger RNA. The record is from the annotation of a GenBank genome assembly. Lineage: Eukaryota; Bacillariophyta; Bacillariophyceae; Naviculales; Naviculaceae.
AUGGAAACACGCGAGCAACCACCGCAAGAGAUCAAAGUCUCGAUAGUCAAGCCCAGGGAAGCGGCUUCUGACAAGCGCCAUGGCAAGCAAAGCAGUCAUGUAUCAUUUUUGAAGUUUUCCUUUCCUGUCACCAAAGGUUUGACUUUGUGUCAUUUGCUGCGUAAAACCCGACGUCAGAUGCACAAUAAUCUCUACACCAAGCAGAUCCUAGGUCCUUCCAAGAACCUGUGUCUCUUCAAGCCCAGCCGAUUCUUACAACAAACGCUGCCCAUCACGACCGAACAUGUCGGCGAAGAAGGAGCCUUCGAAUUGGCGGGAAUCCAAAAGAAUGAUACCAUUAUGCUGCUUCGCAACAUGGAAAAUAACGACAACGACCUUGGCAUGUUUACCUUGGCUCGAUUGAAAGGAGAACGCGACCGCGAAAAUGCAGCUGAGACCCAUCCGGACAAGCGUACUAUUGAAUACGUAUCCCGCCCAUUAACACCCUACAACAUUCUUAGAGGAAUUGACCUUGUGACGUGCCCCGCAAUCUUGGCAGUUCGUUUGGAGGCUUCCAACGACCAGACCAUUGUCUUUGUUCUGAUGGGUCAAAUGGAUGCCUACAAAGAAUACACUGGGGAAAAGAACCAGGAGAAUACCACUACUGGCGACGAAGAGGGUGAUCAACCAAACCAAGGCGAGAUCAUUGUCCCGCUGGGCGAUGAUUACCUCCUGACGCUAGUUUCUGCGAUGAAAGAGUCAUGCCCCAAUCUCUGGGAAGAAGAGAACAAGGGUACCUUGGAGCUGCGCUCCUCCAAUGGCGACUGCUUUCAUAUCCGUCGCGACGACGAUGGCUGGAAGGAGAAAUGCAAGGGUGUCAACUUAUCCGACAUUAACUUGUCGGGGCCAGUUCUGACAUGUACUCUGCCAAAAGGAUUCCCGCUGUACAUCAAGACUCUGGUGGGUAAGACAUUCACUCUGCGAGUCCACUCAUCUUACACCGUUGGCAACAUCAAGACCAAGAUCAAGGAAGUAGAGUGGGUCCCUGAAGAUCAGCAGCGUCUCUACUUUGCUGGAAAGGUGUUGGACGAUGGCCGAACCUUGAGCGACUACAAUAUCCAACCCAACAGUACCGUACAUCUGGUCCUGAGACUUCGAGGUGGUAUGUUUCACGAUUCUUCGGGUCGCAACGACUUUGAAGAAUUGGAGGGCGCCGCAGAUCCCUUUCCGGUUCGUUUCCUCUUGCCCAAUACUAGCAAACGCACGGUGAUCUAUGUGAAACCCAGCUGCACCACGGAGAAACUCCUCCGUGUCUUGGCUCGAAGAUACAAGCAUCUUUUGUUGCCACCUGGUAGCAAUGUCAACUUUGGUGAGGAGGAGCAGGAGGAGGAGGAGAAUCCAGAGGUACUGUUUUCUGUGCCUACCUCCAGCCAAAAGAAACCUCCGCUGGGACGGUGUGCUAGCCUCUUGGCCGAUUUGCGGGCUGCUGGGCCCGUUGUCCCUCCUCAGGGUGGUAACGCUUCUAGUGACGACGCCGACGAGAACGACGACGACGACGAUACUGAGUCUAUACCUGAAAUGAUGAAAAAGAGACAGCAACGUGAAAGGAUGAAAAAGAGAAAGGAGAUGCACGAACGUUCUUUUCGGGAGCGGAUGAAAAAAGAGAAAAAGAAAUCCAAAAAGAAGCGUCGCCGAUGA